UAUUUUCCCGUCGUUUUCUCGCAUCCCCAAAUUAAAACAGUGUACGGAUCCACACACAGUCACACCAGUACGCACAAAAAGAAAAAACACUGACGCCAUUUCUCUUUUUUUUGUCGUUUCGUUUCCUCCCACCUGAAAACAUGGACGACGUUAACGGAGUUAAUUACCGGAGGAGAAGAUCUGCACGACGUCAUCAGAUCAACGAUCUCCCCAAUCGCCGCAACCAGACGACGACCACCAACGAACCUCCGAACCACGACGUUCAGGCGGCUAAUCGUGAUCAUGAAGUCGAUGAGUCUCUUUCGCUAAGCUUGGGUUCGACAUCGUACCCCUCCUCUCAUCACUCUCAGAUCCCUUCUCCUCCGGUGACUACUAAUUCAUCGCUUCGUCUAGCACCACCGUCGCCUUUCGCUGGACCUAUGACGACGUGGCCAACACCACAUGCUGCUGAUGAUGAUUUCAUGGCGAGUUCCAAGGCUUAUUCAUCUGUGCCUUUUUCCAUGACGACGACGCCGUCGUAUCUCAAUCUGUCAUCGUCGUCAUGGCUGAACAGCUCUUUUCACCAGAGAGGAUCUCAAGGAUCGUUUCCGACGAUGAUUCAGCCUCCGACUACGGUUAAUCGUUUCUCCUACUUUCUCCCGCCGGCUCAAACUACUCCGCAGAUGAGUACGAUGAUAAUGGCACCACCGAGAAUAAACACCGCCGUUCGUAAUUCCAGACAACAACCCGCCGGAAAUCAGAAAUCCGAUACGAUCCCGCCGCCGUUUCCAUGGGCGACGAACAUACGAGGGGUGAUUCAUAGCCUAGAGUAUCUCGAAUCGAAACAGAUCACAACAAUCACCGGAGAGGUUCAAUGCAGACACUGUGAGCAAGUGUUUGAGGUGAGCUACGAUCUGAGGGAGAGAUUCAGGGAGGUUGAGAAGAUAUUCCUGAAGAUGAAAAGGAUCAUGAGGGAACGAGCUCCUCCCAUGUGGUUAAAUCCAGAGCAACGGAGGUGUGAGCUUUGUGGCCGUGACAAAGCUGUGAAGCCUGUGGUUGCUGAAUCGAAGAGUCAGAUCAAUUGGUUGUUCUUGCUUUUGGGUCAAACCUUGGGUUACUGUACAUUGGAGCAGCUCAAGAAUUUUUGUAAACACUGCAAGAGUCAUCGUACUGGUGCUAAAGACCGUGUGCUUUACUUGACGUACCUGGGUCUCUGCAAGAUGCUUGAUCCUACUAAUAGUCUCUAUAACCGUGGUGACACCAACACUAAACGGUGAGAGCUCUGAUAUUGAUUCUAUCCUUGUUCUAUUCAGAUUUUAGAAUUUACGUUUUGGGUUGAAGGAUCAUUGAAACUUUGAUUUCGCAUUUGGACUGUCGAUGUUGCUGCUUCUUUAGGUGAAUAAUUCUGUGACAAAAUAAAUAUUGCAAUUGCAUUGCAUGGGUUUAUCGUUUUGUCGUCUUCUUCCUUCGUUGUAUCUUUUUAUCUCUUGGUCUUUU
Capsella rubella is the source of this 1476-nucleotide messenger RNA. RefSeq lists its product as uncharacterized. The record is from RefSeq and is a predicted model, not a curated record. Lineage: Eukaryota; Viridiplantae; Streptophyta; Magnoliopsida; Brassicales; Brassicaceae. The transcript has a single exon. The coding region runs from base 141 to 1256 and encodes 371 amino acids.